CAAAAAAUCCCCAAAAAAUCCCCAAAAAAAUCCUAAAAAAACCCCAAAAAAUCCUAAAAAAUCCCAAAAAGUCCCGAAAUUGCCCCAAAUCUCCUCCCCCCGCCCCUCCCCCCAUGUCGCGACAGGUCCCGACAGCGCUGGCGCCGCUGCUGCUGCUGCUGCUGCUCAUCCGUUCCGGGAGCGGCGCCGAGGCGGAGGCGGAGUCAGAAUGGUCCGAGUGCGGCCGCUCGCGCUCCCGGGCCCGCGUGGUGGGCGGGGCUGCGGCGCGCGCGGGGCGGUGGCCGUGGGCGGUCAGCCUGAGGCUGGGGGAGGGGCACCGCUGCGGGGGCUCCCUGGUGAGCCCGGAAUGGGUGCUGACCGCGGCGCACUGCUUCAAGGGGCCCGGGGGUCUCCGGGCUCCUCUGUCCGAGUGGCGAGCGGUGCUGGGCCGGCUGCGGCUGCAGAGUGACCACGAGAUUGACCAUGGGAGUGACCACAGCACUGACCACCUGAGUGACCACUCCACUGACCACUCCAAUGGGGCUGACCCUGACGCUGACCCCGACGCUGACCCUGGCCAGGAAGUGGCCGUGGCCGAGCUCGUUGUCCACGAGCGCUUCCGGGGCGUCCGGGGGGGUCACGACCUGGCCCUGGUGCGGCUCCGGCCUCCGGCCACGCUCGGACCCCGCGUGGGCCCCGUCUGCCUGCCCCUCCCCCACCCUCGCGCCUUCGGCCGCAGCUGCUGGGUCAGCGGGUGGGGACACGUGGCCGAAAAUGUGUCGCUGCCCGCGGGUUCCCCGCUGCAGGAGGCGGAGCUGCCGCUGCUCUCGCCCCUCACCUGUAACUGCCUCCAUUCGCACCUGGGCCGCCGCCACCUGGCCCGGCCCGCCCGGCCCGGGAUGCUCUGCGCGGGGGGGGCCCGGGGCGGCCGCGGCGCCUGCCAGGCGGACUCGGGGGGCGCCGUUACCUGCGGGGGGUUCCCGGGGGGGCGCUGGGUGCAGUUCGGGGUCCUGAGCUUCGCCCUGGGCUGCGCCCGCCCCAACGGCCCCGCCCUGGCCACGGCCCUGGGCGGGGCCCACUCGCGGUGGCUGCAGCGGCGCCUCCCCCCCAGCGCCUUCCUCAGAGAGCCCCCGGGACCCCCCCCGGACCCCGCGGCCGAGGUCGGCAUCUGCUACGGCUGCGGCUCCAUGGGGGGUCCCCCCGUGCCCCUCCCCCCGCCCCCGCGCUGGCCCUGGGGGGUCUCCCUGCGGGGGGGGGGGCGGCGCUGCGGGGGGGCCCUGCUGGGGGGGGGCUGGGUCCUCACCGCCGCCAGCUGCUUCCUGGGCCCCGCCCCCUCAGUAGGCCCCGCCCCCCGCGGUUCCCGCCUCCACCUCCACGGGGCCUUUGCGGGGGCGGGGCCUGAGGGGGCGGGGCCGGACCUGGCGCUGCUGCAGCUCCGCCCCUCGCCCACCUGGGGGCCGCACCUGCGGCCGCUCUGCGCCCCCUACCGGGACCACCUGGCCACGCCCACCCUGCGCCCGGCCACGCCCACCGCCUACCGGGGAACCUGCUGGGCCCUGCUGCCAGACCCCCGGGACCCCGCCCGGCUCCGCCCGGCCCAGGUGAGCCCCGAGCGCUGCCCCCAAAAUCCCGAAAACGACGGAAACGGCCCCAAAAACCCCGAGAGUUUCUGCAUCAACGGCACCCACGGGGGACAGGAGGAAUUCCUGGGCUCCCCCCUGGCCUGCGAGGAGCGGGGGCUGUGGUUCCUGGUGGGCGUGGCCGCCCCCCCGAGUGGGCGGGGCCCCCCCAGGUUCACCUGGGUGCCCCCCCACGAGCGCUGGAUCUCGGGGGUCGCCCGCGAGGUUUUGUUCGCCGAGGCCCCCCCGGACCCCCGGGACGAGGAGAGGGAGGAGCAACAGGGGGACCCCGAGUCCGCCGGGGGGGACCCCGAAACCGGGGGGGACCCCGAAACCGGGGGGGACCCCGAAACCGGGGGGGACCCCGAGUCCGCCGGGGGGGACCCCGAAACCGGGGGGGACCCCGAAACUGGGGGGGACCCCGAAACCGGGGGGGACCCCGACUUUGGGGGGCGGCUGGGGGCACCUAAAUGGGUCUGGGAGCUCCGAAAUGCCCGGAAAUUUGGGGAGCCACGGAAAUUCGGGGACCCCUGA
Molecule: messenger RNA, 2132 nt
Organism: Agelaius phoeniceus (red-winged blackbird)
Lineage: Eukaryota; Metazoa; Chordata; Aves; Passeriformes; Icteridae
Source: RefSeq, a predicted model, not a curated record